CCCACACAUCACCAUCAGCAUCCGGCCCGGGAGGACGCCGAGGAUAUUUUUUGAGAAUCAAACAUCGUAUCCCCAAAAUUCUCCGCAUCGCUGUUCUUUUUGGGGGACAACCCUCCCAGACUCCCGGUCCCUCCGUCUCCUCCUCAGACCACUAGGUGGCUGCACAAGAUCGGGAUUGGUCCUGAUGAUCACAAGGACCCCCCUCCACCUCUUUUCAGCCAAUCCUGGAGGGGCUGCAGAGCUGAUGUCUCAGAGGGCGAGAGGGUAUUUGUGUUCUGGAGUCCUGAAGAGACAAGCCACAUCACGAUAAAUGGAGGAAAAAGAGCGAUGUAGGAGCAGGUCUCCAGCUCGGAGGGCCAGUCGGGUGCAGCAGGUGGUGGGAACAAUAAUACGACGUACACGAGAGUCGCUCAGCAGGGAGCGGUUGCUCGGCGAUGGGAGGUCACAGCGCUCCAACAGUCUGUCCAAUCAGAACUACGUGGCCAAACUGACGCUGCAGAUCACCAGGGACCCCGUCCUGGACAGCAGCACCGGCCAUGGCUUCAUCCUCACCACAAACGCACCCCUGCUGGUCAGGGAUGUCGCCCCAGGGAGUCCUGCAGAUGGGAUACUGUACCCAGGAGACCAGGUGCUGCAGAUUAAUGAGACGGUGCUGGACGAUUUGAGUGCAGAGCAGGUGGAAAACACCUUAAGGGACUUGGAGGACUGCAUCAAUGUGACUAUCCUGCGGCACAUGACAAAUCCCAAGUCAUCGAUCAUGUCGGCAGAGAAGAGAGCUCGUCUGAGGAGUAAUCCAGUUAAAGUGCGCUUUGCAGAAGAGGUGGUGGUCAACGGGCACACUCAGGGGAACUCUCUUCUCUUCCUGCCCAAUGUCCUAAAAGUCUAUCUAGAGAACGGGCAGACGAAGGCCUUCAAGUUUGACAACAGCACUACUGUCAAGGACAUUGUGCUGACUCUGAAGGAUAAACUGUCCAUCCGGGCCAUCGAGUAUUUCGCCCUGGUGCUAGAGCAACAGUACAGCAUCACCAAACUACUGCUUCUGCAUGAAGAUGAGUUCAUACAAAAGGUGGUGCAGAAAAAAGACUCCCAUGACUACAGAUGUCUGUUCAGGGUGUGUUUUAUCCCCAGAGACCCCAUGGAGCUGCUGCAGGAUGACCCCUCUACUUUUGAGUACCUCUUUUUACAGAGUGUUGGUGACGUGCUGCGGGAGCGUUUUGCAGUAGAGAUGAAAUGCAACACUGCCCUCCGACUGGCUGCCCUGCACAUGCACGAGAGGCUAGACAGUUGUGGACAGACCAGGGCCUCCAUCAAGAGUAUUACGAGGGAGUUUGGCAUGGAAAGCUUCAUCUCUCCCACAUUGCUGAGCAACAUGAGGGAGAAGGACCUGAGGAAAGCCAUCAGCUAUCACCUCAAAAAGAUCCAGUCCCUGCUCGAGCCGCGUCAGAAGGUCAUUUCUGCAAGUCAGGCUCGGUUGGCCUACCUCACUCAGCUGGGAGAGCUCAUUUCAUAUGGGGGACGGUCCUACACAGCUACGAUGAUGCUUCAGGACAGGGAGGUGUUGGUCAGUCUGCUGGUGGGAGCCAAAUAUGGGAUGAGUCAGGUAAUCAAUCACAAGCUCAACAUGAUCUCAACGCUGGUGGAGUUCAGCAGCAUCAGCCGAGUGGAGCUGCUGUCGGAGUCGGACAAAGUCAGCCUACUGCGCAUCUCACUACACGACAUGAAGCCAUUUGCCUUAUUGAUGGACUCUCUGGCAGCCAAAGACUUAGGGUGUCUGCUAGGAGGCUACUGCAAACUCCUUGUGGAUCCCAGUGUCAAUGUCUUCCGUCUGGGGCGCCCAAAAGUGAGGGUGCACCGAAUUCCUGCUGAAGAAGGUGUGUGUGGGAGGUUCGCCGAAAUAGAGGGCGUGUGCUAUGAGUCCCUAUCAAGUUAUGUGUCACGCUGCUGCAGUGACUCAGAUGACUCGACAGAUGAGGACGACCCAAUGGAUUCUCAGAAUUACAAACGGCCGGACCCAGCAAGUCAGGACUGGGAAGAGAGGAGGCGAGAGGAAGAGGAGAAGAGGAGAGAGGAAGAAAGAAAAGAGAGAGAGGAGCACAAAGGCAAACAGGAAGUGAAGAUAAUAGUGACAACAGAAAGUAUGGAAAAUGAGGGUGAAGAGGAAGAAGGAGCGACAGGAAGUGGUCUGCGCAAAUUUAGUAUUAUGGAUGAAGAAAUGAACAUGGAGACCAGCUGGUACCACACUGAUCCCCGGGUCACCAGCAGCUUUUCCAGCUUGUCCAGUGGCUCCAUCAGUGCUGCCCUGGAUGAGAGCAACGCCUCAGCCAAAGCCCCGUCUCGUCUGGAUGCGCACGGGGGAACACGCACAAGCGAAGAUCUACCUAGCUUGGAUGUUCACCAUCCCUACCUCCUGGAGCCAAAACGCCAUCAAGGGCCCUUGCGACCCACCAACCUCAAUUACCGUGGUAAUGACAACUCCUGCCUUUGCUUUGCUGAGCUCUCCAAGUCAGAUUUCCUCCCCAGCCCACCUGGGGCUACUAGUGAUGAUAAUGAUGAUGAUGAUGAUGACGAUGAGGAGGAGGACGACGACGAAAUGCUCGGAUUGGGCGGAUUAAGACGCAUUUCUAAGAUCCCUAGUUCAAGAGAUUUAAGAAUGAUUGACAGCAUACCCUUUGACAGAUCUCCCAUUAAAAGAAAGAAAAAGACCCCCCCCAAAGUCCCAAUAAGGACAAGUUCGAUUCCUUCGGAAAAAGCAAAACAGGCUGAGCAGCGUCUCUCCAAAGACGAAGAGGGUCUAUUCCUGACGCCUUCACCCAAUCCCAAACCAGCUCUUUUGGGCAAAGAGGCUGUCUCAGAGUCUGAAGAUGAGUUUUUUGAUGCACAGGAGAGAUUUACUCCUCCAGUUCCUGAUCUAUCAGACGCUGAGCUGGCUGACCGGCGAAAUGCUAAUCGGUUGAGUGGAGGCUGGAAUGGUCCUUCAGCUGUCACGGGAAAAGAGCCAUCCUCCCCUGUUGCCAAUAAAGGAAAAUCCUCUAAAAUCAAAAGAGAAGUUGAGAUAACUAAAGCCCCUACAAAUGGUCCCCCAAAGCCAUCUCAAAAACCUGAAGCUAAGGUCAAACCACUAUUGGCUCCAAAGCCCCAGGUGCCUCCCAAACCACAGAUCAUUCCUCCCAAAUCGCCCCAGCAUGGGAAAUCAUAUGCCCACUGCAAUGGGGAUUCCUCUGGACGUUUGUCAUCUGAACUUUUGGAAAUGGAGCCAGACACCAUGGAGUUUAAGUCUGUUACAUCUGGGUCAGGUGGACUGCCUCUCACAUCAGCCCUGAUUACAGCAGUGCGUUGCAGUAAGCAACCACUACCCAUUACAUCACUGCAAACUGAGGAAAAGACAAAGAGGCAAGAAAACUGCCCAAAAAAGAACAAAGAUCUCAUGCAGGAGAAUGGAGCGCAUGUUGUUUCCAAUGACAAAGCAUACAUUUCUGAUGGAAAAGAAACUAAAGUAGAGGGGGAAAUCAAUGGGACUGCUGUACCCAUAAAAAAGCCACCAAACCUGCCCCUGAUCCCUCGCUCUAAUUCAGGUACAAAGCCAUCCAUUCCCCCUCCAGUGCCCCCCAAACCCACUACUCCCACCAAUCUUCACCCCUUAUCAUUACCGGCUAGCUCUCCAGUCUCCCCAACUGAUCCAUCCAAAGGGAUCUUUAAGGACAGCGUCAGUCCUCAAAAUGGAAUCCAUCCUUGGAGCAGCCGCAAUGGCAGCGUCCAGUCAGGAUCCAAGAGGGUCUCUCUGAGUCAUGAAAGCCUGUCACCUAAAAACACAGACGCACCUUCCCCCCUUACCACCUCCCUCACUUCCACCAACUCCACAGGUGUUGGGGGUCUUGAAAGCCGAGAGCCUGGCAGAUCUGGAUCAGGAUCAGACCUGAGGACCAGCUCCUCCAGCCUGGGAGGCAGACUGCCAGCUUCUGCCCUGAGAGGGAGGAUCCAGGCUCUACCUUGGUACAUGACCCGUUCCCAGGAGAUUUUGGGAACUCUUGACUAUCCCUCUACCAGUUCCAUCAAUGGAGACACAUCUGGAUUUGGUUCUGGCUUGUCUGUAGCCAGCGGUUUAUCAGACUUAAACAGGACCCCUGUCAAGGAAAAAGAAGCAGUGAGCUCAAAGUCAGAAGGCAAAAGGAACAUUUUAGAGGACGGAGCUGAGGUUGUCAUAGCCACCAUCAAAGAGGCCCAGGAUGUGACCUCGCACAUGAAAAAAGCCAAUGGGACAAACGGAUCUCAACCUAAUCUGACUUUUAAAGGGAAUAGUGCACACAGUGGCAGUGUAUCAUCGGAGCAGCCUCAGUCCCGGUCUCACUCAGCAGUUGGGUUAGGAGGUGUGUCCAGCAUGCAAAUCGGAGGAGACUCGCCAACUUCCUCACAAGCUGACACAACCCCCCCACAGCAGCACCGCGAGGCUUGUGGCUGCCGAACUGUUUACGCCAACUGUUUCAGUGGAGACACUGAGGAUGGUAUAAGCUUUGAUGAGGAGCUCACCGUUUACGAGUUCUCCCGCCGCACACGCCCCAAACCUGCCCGACCCCCAACGGUCUCUCCUCCAACACCACCCUCUCCAAAGCCCAAUAUUCUGUCGCUGCUAAGGGACAACCCCCGUCCGCUCUCUACUUUCUCCACUGCCUCCUCUGAAAUCAGUCCCCUUGUUUCAAGACCGGUUUCUCCCACAAACUCAUUUAGCGGACCUCUUCAUACGCUAACCAACAAAAACUACGGUGGGCUCAAGGGAGGUUUUGCCUCCUUACGUCAAGAUAUAGACCAACUCCUUCUGGUCUUAGAGAGGGGAGAACUUGAACAACCCCAACAAACUUGUCGAAACUCAAAGCAGGAUAUAACAGGCAUAAAUGUAGGGCCGGACCUAAAUCACAAUGGUACUGAAGAGACUACCCCAGCACCGGACCCAAAUUGUACUGGGUCAAGCACUGCCGCCAUGACAGAAGCCGAGAGGAAUUUACUCCAGGCGGAGGCUCGACGAUUGGCAUCUGGCUGUCAGCGGGCCACACGUGUUGGCUGGGCUCCUGAUGAAGCCCUACGUUCCUUAUCUAACAGUUUCAGCGCCCUGGUUCAGUUGUCAGCAGCCUGCCUGCGAACAAACCCUUGCCCUGGUUGUGACAUCUGCCAUAAUGCGAGCCUCGUCCACGGGGAUGAGGAUGAUGACAGCCAGGAGGCCAUGGAAAAGCUGAAAGAGAUAGUGGGUCUAUAUAGAGAGUUUGUUGGGGCUGUUGAGACAGCUGGAACUGGGUCUGGGGUUGGGGGUAAGAGUGGGGGCCACAAUGGAUCUGGACAGGGUCAGGGGGAAGGUGACGGGGUGAGGCUACUAGCCAAACGAUGCACCGUUCUCAUCUCGUCCGUUUUCGCACUCACACAACUCUUCCGGACACGCACGUCAGACACAGCCGAUACGCCUGGACACGUACCUCUCAAUUUUUGACUUGUGAACUUUUAUCCACUAAUAACCCACUAACUCUAUAGGUGAGCCAAGAGGAAAACAGCACAGAGCCAUGUGGUGUGUACCCUCUGUGUUCUUGUACAGUAAGUGCCAUGCACACCACAGCACACAAACUCUAACCUACAAUACACUUACUCACAUGGAAAACACACAUCAAAGAAAACCGUGAGCAAAGAAAGAAAACUUUGUUGCUUGGCCUCUUCUUGGACGCAUAUGGACUAUGCAUUUGUACAUUAUGAAUUUUAUAAUUAUCUUACAAUUCUCUUAUUUUAUGAUACAAUAUGUGUAUGUAUGUAAGGAUGGAUUACCCAUGUAUGUAUUUAUGUAUUUAUUUUUACAAUAUUUGCACCAUGGUCUGUGAUGUUCAGAUCCCCGGUGGGAAAAAAAAACUAUGGAUGUCACUGGAAUUUUAGAUUUUCCUUCUCUUUGAGACAGUGUUAUGUUAUCUUUCGCUGCUUUAAAGGUUUCUCCACUCCACAAGGUGUAAUCUGUAAAUUGUCAUUUUUCAAGUUUGGUAUAGCAGUAUGUUUUACUGACAAAACAAAAAAAGAUAUACUUAUCACACUUGCAAAAUACAGGUAUUAACUGAUUUGUUUUGUAUGUGCACCUUUUUAAGGAUUUAGUUUUUCAAAACUACAGUUACAUAUGAAUGGGAUACAAAACUAUACCAUUACAAAGCAGGGAGAGCACUUUUGACUGUUACAGAUUGCACCUUUUUAUGAGACACAUACCCUUGUGUAAAGUGUUUUUUCUACCCUUUCCCUGGCCCUGACUGACUCUGAGUGAAUGCCUCUUGGACAUACUCCCAUUACCCCAACAUAUGCAGUAAUAUAACAUUAAUGUAGUUUUCAUCCGAAGGACAUGACAUAUAUAUUUUCUGGGAAUGUGUGGAUGAGCCUAUGAAGCAAAACAGGGGACCUUAUUUAUGUAGUUGAAAAAAAGUUUUUACUAGGCACAAGCGUGACUGUUAAACUAUGUCCAGAUGUAGCAAAGAUCCAAAGUCUUAAAACAGUGAGCCACUACUGUUCCCCACUACGGUAUCCUCUAUGGGUGCACCACCUUAUUAAUAUAAUGCUGACUGACAGAUGGACUGACUGCUGUAUGCUGGGGUCAGAACUGUAGAUAUACAUGUAUAUCUUUAUGUCCUAUUCUCUCUCUCUACCUUAGUUUAUGGCUAUGCAAACAUAAACCCCCCACCCCCUACAUACUGCACCCUUGUUUCUUUGUGCUAACUUUAAAACAACAAUAGCUGCGUUAUGUUUGUCUGAAUAUAAUGGAUGCUUUUUUUGUUUGCAAUGUUGGCUUUGUCGUGUUUCAGGAAAUCCUACUGCAUUAUGGAUUGCAACAUUGUGCAAAGUUGCAUGGAAUUAGCAUUUGUCAAUAUAAAUACUCCUGUCUAUACUGAUGUCUGUGAAUUGUCAGUAAAUGGAUUACAUUGCUUGAUCAGUUUGCUGAUGUACAGUGUUCACUAAAAGGCUUGUUCAUGUCACAUGAUGCCAAUUUAUUAGAUGAUUUGUCCAAUUCAAUGGCGCCAACUAAGACAAGAGCGUUCUUAAGCAGUUGCUUAUACAAAUAUGAUAAGGGGAUUAGCCAAAUAAAAGACUGCUUAAGUGUUCAGAGACAAUGGGUGAGGAGAUAGUCAGUAUAUUUGAUCUUCCAAAUGGGUGACUGAGAGACUUUUUGUCAACAUGGCAAUGCUUGAAAAUAAGAAGGCAGGUCUCGUGUGAGAUUUCAGUGCUUCCAAUUGCCACAGAGGUCCAGCACCAGUGUCCAUCACAGCACUAAUAUCAAAAGCAUCUGUAGUUGUCCAUCAAGCAGGCCCGAACGGUAAAGAGUGCCUGUGUCACCUACUUGUUUUGUUUCUGUAUGGAAAAACUGUCAAACGCGUUUCAUUUUAAAAGAGGACAUUGUGUUUCUACAUGAGCAGUCACUUUUCCGUACCCACUUACAAUAAAGUCUAUGUACCAAGAAAUGUAUUGUUUGGGAAUAAAUUACACAUUGACCUUAAUGAAGUUGAAUGUCUGGGUUUUGUCUAUACAUCUGUUAUCAACUCAGUUCAUAUUACAACUUUCAACUCCCCCCCUAAAUAUUGACUCUUGAAAUCCAGUCUAUCAUUAACACCUCACAAAACUACAGAGAAUAAAAAUACCUCUGCAGACUAAACAGACGUUUGUAUUUAUACCAUCACUGGACUAUUAAUACUGUUAAUGAGGAUUACUGAUGGAUUUAUUUCAAGUAUUGAGUUAUACUUCCUAGAAAGGCAGUGUUUGUCAAUGUAUGGGGGCAUCUAGGCCUAAUUUCUCUCAUUUGGUACUGGUAAUGUCUCUUAAAUUAUUCAGAGCAAGCUGUGAUAGAGUGCAACAUUUUCACUACUAUUUUUAAAAUACUAUCUUAAAUAUAAAUUAAAUUUGAAUUGAAAACUGUAAGAUUUCAUUUAAGGUCACUGUCAGACAUUUGUUAAAAGGAAAGGCAACAUAGAAAGAGCUGAGCGGCUUUGUAACUACAGCAGCUCAACCCUCUCUGAUCCAAAGUCCCCAUGUCAGAUUGCCCUUAAUCUGAUCACUAUCUGCAGUCUGACUUCUUGACACAGUAAUCUAAAAACGUUUAAAAAAAACAUGAUCUGGAAGUGAGAGCUAUUUCUAUGAUCAAGAAAGUGCCAGAAAUGAUAGAUAGAGGUGUUCAACUAAAGAGUGUACUUGAGUAUUUGCUUCACCCUUCAUUGUGAUCCAGUGUCAGGUCGGUUCAGUUUGACUACCAUACACUAUUGUACCGGUGAUGCUAUUCAUAAGAUUGAUUAUAAAGACGGGAUUCAGUGCACAGGGUAUGAAUCACUUUGAGGAUGGCACUGUGGACAUAAAGCACAAAGAAGCCGUUGUCAAAAGGUGCCUCUAUUACUUGAGUAAUUUUAUGUUUGUAGCUCAUUGUCUUAAGAAAACAUGUCAGGUAUCCCCGUACACACCCACAUACAGUACAGUUCACUGUCAACAUGUUUAAUAGAUUGUUUAAACACCUCAUUUGGUUGCAACAAGUCAUUUUAUGUUUCAUAGUGAUUUGGUGAUCUGUGCUACAGAAAAGUUAGCAAUUAUAAACAGCAUUAUUUAACAUUAAUGAAGGUGUCCCACUUUUGAAAGAUACUGUGAGUCUUACUAUUGAAGAGAAAACCCUGGAAAAUCCUGAAGAGACGCUCAGGAAACAGCAGUGUGGACAGUCAGAAUGAAAAGGAUUGGAGAAAUAGGCCAAGUGAUCCAUUUACAUGGCAGCUUGAGCUUUUUGUGCCACUGAACAUUACCCUCUGCCUCAGUCUUCCCUCAGCACCAUUACUCAGUUCACUCUUUGUCUCACUCAAUGUCCAGGCAGCAUGCCUUUCCUCUUCGGGCUGUCGUACCCAGCGAGAGCUGCGACAUGGUGACAGCGUCUACUCAAGCUUGAAAUCUGAGCCCAUUAUGUCAACAGAUGUUACAGACAGAGAGGAGAGCAAGCGUGAGAGAAGAACAAUAUAAAACGAGGGAAAAGAGGGAGGGAUACAUGUAUAAAAAGUGAUAUUGGAAGUUUAUAAAAAGGAAAUGAACAUUUGAGGAGCACUUACUUUAAAAUCAAUUAACAAAAAAAAGCCAAACAAUUAACAAAUGCAGAAAAAGGUGCAUUUUCAAAUGAAUUU
Messenger RNA from Eleginops maclovinus (Patagonian blennie), 9149 nucleotides. RefSeq names its product FERM and PDZ domain containing 1b (gene frmpd1b). NCBI's taxonomy places the organism in Eukaryota, Metazoa, Chordata, Actinopteri, Perciformes, Eleginopidae. Gene Ontology annotation, molecular function: protein binding. Gene Ontology annotation, cellular component: cytoskeleton. The record is from RefSeq and is a predicted model, not a curated record.